Zingiber officinale is the source of this 1814-nucleotide messenger RNA. RefSeq lists its product as uncharacterized. NCBI's taxonomy places the organism in Eukaryota, Viridiplantae, Streptophyta, Magnoliopsida, Zingiberales, Zingiberaceae. The record is from RefSeq and is a predicted model, not a curated record. Bases 189 to 1505 code for a protein of 438 amino acids. The transcript is spliced from 15 exons.
UUAGGGUACGAUAAUGAUAGUAGGAUAAGUAAUUAUUCAAACGGAGUUCUAGCUUUUAAGGGUUUCCGUUCCAUUUCCAUUCUCCAGCACGUCGAAGGAAGAAAUUUAACAGUGCUCUUCGGAUAGACGGGCGGAGGCGAUCGGUUUGGUUCCUUCUCGAUCUCUCUCGGUGGCGAAGUGUUCCCGUCAUGGGGGUUUCGACGCUUUUGAUAGCUUCGAUUGCGAUCUCCCUCCUGUUCAUCGGAGUAUGGGCAGACGCAGCGGUGGACGCUUCAGAUUCGGCGCUGAAACUGGAGUCGGAACAGCUUAGAUCCAAGAUCUUGUCCCUGGAAUCUAGUAUUGCGGAUACAACACGUGAUUUGAAGAGCAAAGAUGAGAGUAUUGGCCUCAUAGGAAAGACGAUUGAAGAGAAAUCGAGAACAAUUCAGUUACUGCAAAGUGAGAUAGAAGCACUGCAGAAGGAGGGAGAUGGGCAUGCAGAGGAACUUGUUAAAAAAGCCAAUGCUCGAGCUGAUGAGCUUGAAAAGCAGGUGGAAAAACUUACGAAUAAAAUUGAGUUGCAGAACAAAAGAAGAGCUGCUUUGGAUGAUCUGGCUCAUGAAGCUGAAGAGAAAGUGCAAGAACUUCAUCUGAAAUGUGAAAAACUCCAGAAGGUAAAUGAGGAGCAAAAGAUUAGGAUAAGUAAAACUGAAUAUGCCCUUCAAGUGGCAGAGGAAGAGCUUAUGAGGGCACAAUUAGAAGCAACAACCAAGUCAAAGGUGUUGGCACAGGUUCAUGGAGCAUGGUCGCCACCUUGGCUUGGCAUUCAUAUUGAUCGCUAUCAGGAAAUUGUGUCAACUCAUUGGAAAGACCAUGCAAAACCCGCACUAGAUUCUGCCUUUCUUAAGGUCUUGGAGAAAGCUGACCAGGCAAGAAGAUGGGCAGAGCCCCACUUCGAGAUAGUCAAAAUUAAAUGGAUUCCUGCCAUUAAAGAGCAAUGGUCAAUGCUUGCCGUAAAUGCUGAACCCUAUGUGCAAAUUGUCUCAGCCAAAACUGCUGAAGUUUAUCAUGUGUCUAAGAUUACCACAUCUACGUAUGCAGUCAAAGUACAUAAAUUUUUGGAUCCUUACUUGAAGGUGGCUAGGAAGGUUUCUAAGCCUUACAUUAAUCAAAUUGCCACUUUGACCAAACCACAUGUUGAAACGUUGAAGGUUGCUUUGAGGCCUUAUACAAAACCUAUAGUUCAAACUUACAGAAAGUUGCACAAAUCUACAACAACUUAUCACCGCCAGGCUCAAGCGGGCAUCUAUCAAUAUUUAAAGAAAAACGACUUUACAAAAUCACUUGCAUUCAAAGAGCUGGUUUGGUUUAUGGCUUCUGCAUUGUUGGUUUUGCCUGUUUUCCUUGCAUACCGACUCUUAUGCGAUGUUUUCGGGAUCAACUCUAGAAAGACAAAAAGGCCAACGCGAAAUCACGAAGCAAACCACAAAAACUGCAGGCCUAAGCGAAGGUAUUAUGACAAGUAGAGAAUGGCGAUGUUUCCAGGUUAUACUGCUUGCACCACAGAUGAUUGUACCAAUCGAACCUAUCGUUCCUUUUCCAUCCAUGGCGAUUGCAGUGCAAAUCUGUUUCAAGUUUCGAACAUCCAUUUCGCUGAGGGAAUGAAUUCGAUCCAUCACUCUGAAAAUUUUUGUAGUGCAAGAGUUUCAGUAUGCUUUAUUUUUCUCAAAUCUUUGCAUAUUUAUUAUUUACUGGAUCAUAUUUUUUUUCAAGGUUAUUUACACCGUCGUAACAAUCUACGACAAAAUUAACUAUCUAUAUCUUAAGUUGCACUA